Messenger RNA from Closterium sp. Naga37s-1, 7365 nucleotides. NCBI's taxonomy places the organism in Eukaryota, Viridiplantae, Streptophyta, Zygnematophyceae, Desmidiales, Closteriaceae. The record is from the annotation of a GenBank genome assembly.
AUGCAUCCGUGUAACCAGCCGUGUAACACGCGGCAUGUUACGUGUGCGUGUGUGCCGGAGACGAGUCCAUCUCCCAGUUUUCCUGCCUGUGAUGUGCACGGGUGCACGCUCCAUGGCUUUCUGAGCCUCUCCACGUUUCCGCAUGCACCAGCGGAAGCCUCCUCUACAGUCACACAACCUGCAGUCACACCUGCCGAUGCCACACCUCAUACAGUCACACCUCCUCCCAGCGACUCCUCUGACUUCAGCCUGUCCAAGAUCUUUCGCUCGCUGCCCAACCGAUUUGACGCCCCGACAGUCUACCCAGAGGAGGGGAGUGAGUGUGGUGGUGGUGGAGUGGGGAGUGUGAAGGGGAAUGGGAAGAGGAGUAGAGGGAGCGAGGGGAGGGUGAUGCUGUGCGAUGUGACUACAGGGGGGGUGAGGUUCCUAUGGAGCAACGAGAGGAGAAGUGGAAGGGGAAAGAGACAAAGUAGAGAAUGGGAAGCGGAGGAAUGCAAGAGUGGGUUGCAGGAAAGAGCAAGUCGACAAGAGGGCGAGAAGAGGGAAAAGGAAGGUUUGGGAUGUUCAGGCUCGGCAACUUUGGAGUCCGGCAGACUAGGCGCAGUACUGGACCUAGAGGACAGGCUCGGCAUGGUGCCGGACGUGCGGGGAGGUUUGUUUUGUGACGAGCCCGGGCUGGAAGCAAGGAAAGGGAAGGAGUGGGAGGGUGGGGGGGCGUGGGUGAAACAGGCAUGGCAUGGCAAUGCGAUUGGCAGAGGGCAGGAUGGCGUGGAUGAGAUUAGGGGGGAGAAGGGGAUGGUAGAGUGCGGUUCAGAGGAGAAGGAUGCACAGGGGAAUGUGUUGAAUGCAGUGCAGGGGAGUGGCAACAGGUGUGAUGCGGUGCAGGCGCAUGGGAGUGGGAUGACAGAGGAGCUGUUAACUGGGGGUUGUGUGGUGAAAGGGGGGGGUGGCGGGGCAGAGUUGAAAGAUGGGACAGAUUUGAGAGGUGGGGCAGAGGGAGGGGAGGAGAGUGCUGGGAGUAGGGCGAAGGGCGGGCGACGUGAGACGGGUGAGGGAAGGGAGAGGAGUGAGGGAGGAGAGAAGCACGCGGGAGAGAAAAAGGGCCAGGGAGGGAUGAAGCUUAGGGCAGAGGGAAAGAGCGAGGGAGAGCUAGAGACCAAGGGAGAGGAGAAGAGUGAGGGAGAGUUCAAGAGUGAGGGAGAGGAGAAGAGCAGGGGAGUGAAGUGCGGAGGGAAGGGGUCGAGGAGACCCAGAUGGAGUGCUGGCAGGAGGGGCAGUGCAGGAAAGGAAGUAUCCGAGGGGGCAGCACGGGAGACAGCAGUGGAGGCAUCAAAGAGUGCAAUGAGUCAAUGGGGAAAGGAUCCCAUUGCAAUGGUGCUUGCCUUGCAAGCGCCGAAUCUCAAGAGUCAGAUGGACGUGGGAGCUGCGCUGGGAUGGAGAGUGGUCCAGAGUGGUGUGCAGGGGAUUCGGAGAUCAGGGAUUUGUGCUGCUGACACGCCUGGGGUUGCUGAUGAUGGGACUCUUGUGACAGGCACUCAGGCUAGGGAGAACAGCAGCGAGGCAGGCAAAGAGGAUGGGAGGCAGGCAGUAGAUGUUUCUUGGAGUGAUGAUGCAGGCAAGGGUGGUGGCGAUGGAGAGGAGGAGGAGGCUGGGAGGAGAAGGAAAAGUAGGCACCACGUUGGAGGUGGCAGACGGAAUGGUGAGUGUGCUGCUGGUGAUGAUUUUUUUGGGUGGGGGAACGGUCACUCAGAGGGUAAAGAGGGGGGUAAGGAGGAAGGUAAAGAAAAGGGUAAGGAAGACGGUGAAAAUGAAUAUGGGGUGAGGUACCAGGACAGCAGGAGGCGCUGGGAAGAAGAGGAGGAAGAGUCAGAGGAGGAGGAGGAGGAGGAUGAGGAGAGAGGGAGUGGUGAGAGGGAGGAUGAUGAUUGGGUGCCUUCUAGUGCGGGCAGUGACAGGCGAGUGGGUUCUUCUGCUCGUGCCAAGGACUCAACACCGGCCUCUCGUCUCUCCACAAGUGCCUCUCGUUCCUCUGGGCGGAUCACUCCCUCGUCUGCUCAUUCCCGUUCUUCCCAAGGGUGUGUACAUAGAGUGGCUGAAACGGUUCUUGGGGGCGGGACACCCAAACGCAGGCGCACAGCAGUGCGUGCGCGCGGAGAGAAGAUUGCUGAGGCUUCUCAAUCAAGCAAGGUGCUAGAAGCGGUGCUAGAGGGUGGGAUGCCCAAGCUCGGGGCGGCAGCGGUGCGUGUGUGUGGACUAGAGGUUCGGGUGGAGGACGCAGAAAUGGUGAAGGAAGGGGAUAAGGGGGAUUGUAAGGUUGGGGUUGAUGGGGAGAAAGGGCAAGAGAAUAAGGGGGAUAAUAGGGAAGUGGACAAGGGGGAGAAGGUGGAGAAGGAGAUUGGGGGCAUGGACCAAGGGGAAAACGGGCGGAAAGAAUCAGAAAAGGGAAUGAGGGAGAACGAGAAGAAUGUGGGAGUGGUAACACGGAGCUGCGGGUUAGGGGUACGGGGCAAGAGGGGGAAGGAGGAGGGCAGGGGGAUGAUGGUGGUGGAGGAGGGUGGACAAAGGGCAGAGGCGGAUGGGCAAGACACAGGCUGGCAGCAUGUGACUGUAAAGGAUGAACAAGAAGCAGACUGGCAGGGCGUGACUGUCAAGGGCGAUCAAGAAGCAGGCAGGCAGCAUGUGACUGGAAAGGUGGCUGAGAUGAGCAGCGAGGGGCAGCGUGAGACAGACGGCGAGGGCGUGAAGAAGGCCAUUGAGUCGACUCAAAAGGCAGUCUGCGAGCGGCAGUGUGAGACAGACGGCGAGACUGUGGAGAAAUGGCUCUCCUGCGACGAGUGUGGCAAGUGGAGGAAGGUUCCCGGGAGCUACACCUAUCCGGACGACCAGUUGUGGUUCUGUGGGUUAAACCCCGACCCUGCCCGGCGGGUUUGCGCCAACCCAGAGGAAUCUGCUAGUGCUGACUCAGACAUUUCCUCGUUGCCUGGAUUCUGCCCGGUUGAGGAAGCUUUUGACAGCGGGCUGCCCACAAAUGUUUCACUAUUCGUGGAGAGGAUCAAGGGCGGGUUUCGGCGGGCUGAGUCGGAGUUGGAGUGGAGUGACGUGGAGCAAGGGGUGAGGUGGCUUGCUCGGAUUGGUCCUGGAGAAGCAGCGAGGCUGGUUGCUGAUACUGGUGGGGCUGAGGAGGAGGAGAGAGGAGGAGCAGACAAAGGACGAGGGAGAGGAGUGGCGGGAGGAAGAGGGAGAAAAGUCGAGAGGGGAGGAGGGAGACGAGUAGAAAAGGUCAACAGGGGUGGUGGCAGCAGCCGCAAGGGCAGUGAAGCAGAGGAAGGGAGGGAUGUGAGAAGAAAAGGGCUGGUUCCCCCGGGGUGUGUGGGGCGUAGUGAGUGCUGCUCGCACCUGCUCGCCUCCCUCGGGCUUGUGUUGACUGGUAGUAUUGACGGUGUGAGAGACAGCACUGGUGGGAACUCGUCUCAUGUCUCUGGUGCUGUAAUGCCAACGACAAGGGCAAGCGCUGCUGCUGCUGGUGGCUGUCUUGGCGGUGUGGGUGUGGGCGGUGUGCGAGACAACACCGGGGGAAACUCGUCUCAUGUCUCUGAUGCUGUACCAAUUGCAACCGCUGCUGCUGGGGAUCCGAUUCUUGAUGUCGAUGGCGCUGCUGCUGCUGGCGAUGUUGACGUAGGAGGAGGAGGAGGAGGAGGAAGAGCAGGCGGAGCAGGAGGAGCGGUGGGAGCGGCAGGAGCAGGAGGCACAGGAGGGAGAGGCAGGCAAAGGGCCAGCCCCUACCAGAGUGCGCGUGGUGCGUCUGGAGGGUCGUGGGUGCUGCCUCCCUCCCUCUCGCCCCACCUCACCUUUGACUUUUCUUCCUUCCGCCGCGCUCUCGCGAUUUUUGAGGGGCAUAGAGGGCCGGGAGGGCAGAGAGGGCAGGUAGGGAAGGAGGUGCAGGGGGGAGAGAAAAGGCAGAGAAAGCAGAAAGAGCAGGGAGGUGGGGUAAGGCGAAAUGGGGAUAUGUUUACAGUUAGCACUGCUACCUGUGGUAGCAGCGAUAGUGCUGCUGCUGCUGCUGCUGCUGCUGCUGCUGCUGCUGCUGCUAGUAGUGCUGACGUGGCACAUAGGGAUUACCAUUUCGUCUCGUCUGCUACUCUGAUUGUGGUCCCCACCACGCUCGUCAGCCAUUGGCUGACGCAGAUCUCCCGCCAUGUGGCACCGGGGGCUCUGCGUGUGUUUGUGUAUGACGGGCCCAAUCAGAAGGCGCCAGCUGUCCACAGCCUGGCGUGGGAUUAUGAUGUGGUGGUCACCACACAAGCAGAGUCACCCGGAUGGCCGUCUCAUGGAUGGCAGGACGGCGGUCGGCGGCCUCAGCGGGCGGCGAGGAAGCGGGUCCGGCUGGGAGUGAAGGAGAGCCGUCGGAUCGCGUCCCCGCUGCUGCGCAUCCAUUGGCUGAGAGUGAUUCUGGACGAGGGGCACACGCUGGGUGCCAGCCUGGCAGCCACGAACAAGCUGCGCAUGGCUGUGGCAUUGAGGGCUGCAAGGAGAUGGAUUCUCACAGGCACACCCACUCCCAGCACCCCCACUAGCCAGGUAGCUCACCUCUUCCCGCUGCUCUCCUUCCUGCACGAGCCCAUCUACGGCCGGCAGCAGGGCGUGUGGGAGCGGGCGGUUCAGAAGCCUUUCGAGGCAGGCAGGCCUGAGGGGAGGCAGCGACUGGUGCAGGUGUUAACUCGGUGCAUGUUCCUGGGGCAGAAGAAGGACGUGCUCUCCAUCCCGCGCUGUGACAGGAAGGUGAAGCUUCUCUCCUUCUCCCCCCAGCACGCUGCCUCCUACAACGAAUUUGUCGAGACCGUUCAGCGAAACCUGCUGCUGGCUGAUUGGAUGGACCCCUCCCACGAGGAGUCCCUCUUAAACCCUCGGAACUUGAAGCAGGCCAAGCAGACGCUCAAUAACGUGCGCCUCUCGUGCUGUGUUGCCGGGCACAUGGAAAGUUACGACCUGCCCGGGGAUAUUGACGAGACGAUGCAGCAGCUGGUGCAGGGCGGGCUGGAGCCCGGCUCGGGCAGGUUUGAGGAGAUUCGGGCAGCUUUGAAGGGAGGAUGCUGCUGUGAAAGGUGUGGGGAAUGGGUGCGUCUCCCCAUAGUCACCCCCUGCCCACACCUGCUGUGCAUCACGUGUGUGGCAACGGACAAGCACUCGUGCGCCAUGCCGGGCUGUUCGAGACGGUACCGCAUGCAGGAGCCCAAGGACAUGAAACGGCCAGAGAAUGCGAACCCUAAAUGGAGCGUGCCGCAGGAUUUGAUCGAGCUGCAGCCAUCGUAUGAGCAGGUGGGGUCCUUUUUGGCUGGACACAGCGAGCACCUCGUCUCACCCUCAUUCUCCCCUUUUCUCCCACCUUUCCUCGUUCUCCUUAUCACUCCUCGUGUGCAGAGGGAGUGGCAUCUGGAGUGGCAGGCGACAGCCAGCACCAAGGUGGACUACCUCCUCUCCCAGCUGCGCCUGCUUGCUCCCCCACCACCAUUGCGGGAUUCGGACGAGCAGCUGCUGUCACAUACAGCACAGUCACCAUCGGCAGCACAGCCAUGCAUAGCACCGCAAGCGUCAGACGAGCCACUGGCUGGUUGCACGAAAUCACUCUCAAGAAGCCCGGAAAGGGGUUAUGAUACAGCAGAGCAUGGGGACGGGGUGGCGGAUGGCUGUGCAGCCCAGGCCAUGGAAGCACAUGGUCCUGUGGCUGCUGCUGGGGGCUAUGGCGGGGAGAAGGGGGGAUACGGGGGGGAGAAAGGGGCGUAUGAAGGAGGAAAGCGGGGGUAUGGGGGAGAGAAGGCGAUAGUGUUCACGCAGUUUCUGGAGCACAUUGCACUGCUGGAGGCACAGCUCACACUCGCCGGUGUCAACUUCGCUGGCCUCUACAGCCCGCGCCCCCAAUCCGUCAAGAUGCAGGAGCUGCUGCGCUUCCAGCACGACCCGGAGUGCCGCGUGCUUCUAAUGGACGGCACGGGUUCACUCGGGCUCGACCUCUCCUUUGUGUCACGCGUCUUCCUCAUGGAGCCCGUGUGGGACCCCAGUGUGGAGGAGCAGAUGGUGUCGAGGGCGCAUCGCAUGGGCGCCUCUCGGCCAAUCACGGUGGAGACAUUGGCCAUGGCAGGCACUCUGGAAGAGCACAUGCUGCAGAUACUACAGCUCACACCUGUUCGCUCUUUUUAUCAAUCCCUCCUCAUUUACUUGGUGUAUUCUCCCGGAUCCCCCCUCUCCCCUCACCGAAUACCUGAAAGUGGACUGCAGGUGAAGCAGUGGCGGGCUAGGGAGGCAGUAUUGCGCUCUUCCAUUCUGCUCGCCCUUCCCAUCCUCCCCUGUUUCCCCUCCUCCCCUGCUUCCCCUCUUCCCCUUCCCCUCCUCCGUUGUUUCCCCUCUUCUUCACAGCGACUUCCUGACAGUGGAGCACAGGCGAAGCAGAGGCAGGCGCGAGAGGCCGUGGCACGCAAUGCCAUCCUGCUGGCGCUGAAGCUCGUCCGCACCGCCGACUCCUCCCUGCCCCUCUCUCCCUCCAACGCCACCUCCCCUGCAAAACCCCUCUCCUUCUCCCAAGCCUUCUCCUCCGCCCAUCCCCUUGUUUCCACUACCCCCCUAACAUCCCGCCAACCCCUCACUCACGCUGGCCUCUCGCUCUCCCCCUCCCUCUCCCUGCCAGCAACUUCCCUGCAGCCUCCUGCCUCUGCCAACCCUCUCAAUGCAUCCCUCCCCACAGGUGGGCAGUCAGCAGUGAAUGGGUGCUGCUUGCCUGCCCAAAGCCCAUCAGAUGCUGGUCAGCACAAGUCAAUAUUUGGGCCACGCACAUGUGAGGGAGAUGCAGUUGCUGAAGGCGCAUUUGAAACAGGUGGGGGAGGCACAGCUGGUGCCACCAGUGAGGCUGCAGGCACCAGCAUGGUUCCCCUGCUUGGCGCUGCCACAGCAGGCUGUGCAGUCAGGGCAGCAGAGGCAGGGGUAGGGGGUGUGGCAGGGCCGGUUGCUGCUCACACUUCACAUGCUCCUGCUUCUUGUGGCAGAGGGGAAGGGGAGAAUGGUGCAUAUACAAUGCAGGCAGGACAGGGAUUCAUUGCAAGGGAGAAUGGAGGCGCACCGGAGGAAGGGCAUGCAGAGGAAGGGGGGCAUCUAGAAAAGGAGCGGCAUUCAGAGGGUGGAAAGGAAAGGGAUGGUUGUCAAACAAAAGAAAGGGGGGGCAUUGCUGCCAAGGAGCUCAGGGAGGGUAGCAUUGAGGCACCAGCAGUGGAAGGAGCAGAAGGCAAGGUGAAUCGGAGACGGCGGGUGGUGCGGUUUGCAGAUGAAGGCAUGCAACCGGAGCUGCUGGCUAGGGUGCUCAGACCAGCAGCUGAAUGA